Coregonus sp. 'balchen' is the source of this 7580-nucleotide messenger RNA. The record is from the annotation of a GenBank genome assembly. Lineage: Eukaryota; Metazoa; Chordata; Actinopteri; Salmoniformes; Salmonidae.
AUGGAGAGGAGUUCAGAAGUGACCUGUUUCUCCAUCAAUCUGUUUUCUGUGAAUGAGGACCAGGUACAGGGAGAGAUACAGGUGGCCAAACAGAGGCAACACCAAGGCCUUUCUCUACAGUUGAGCUCAGGCCUGGAGGAGACAGAGCUCACUAUUCAGAAUGGUAAAUAUGCAUGCAAGAAACUAGAACAAGCUAAUAUGUCAAAUUACAGAUUUUUUAUUUGUAUACCUCAUACUAGCUCUUUCCAUAAGAGGACAAUCAAUAAGACAUAUUGAACAUAAGUAAAUCAUGAUAGUCUCUUUAUUUAUGAGUAAAAUUACCAAUUACCUUCUUUUUCUAAAGACAAACGUAGACAUUGUAUUGUCCUCUCUCUGGUCUAUGAGAAGUCCAUGUAUGUGUACAAGAGUUUCCCAUAUGGCAAUUUUACUUCUUUCUGUGUGGUCGCUGGACCUGCUGUGUUGACAGGUCUGGAAGAUUUACUUCGCCGUUGUGUGCAACCUGUGUAUGUGUGUGUGUCCGACUCUAUAGCUAUGGAGUUCUGCUGGACAGUAUGGACCCAGACAGUGUUUUCUAUACGGUACAGAGGUCCUAGCCACCAUAGCUCUCUGCCUCCUGGUGCACAGAAUCAGAUAGUGCCACUAAACAUUAGUAGCCUUUUGUCACAGUCCACUGCCAGAGUGUGCUGAAGGUAUUCCUGGGAUAAAGGCUGACAUUGUUAUUUAUGGUUCUUUUACUGAUACAUUUACAAAAGGCCCAGUACAAAUGAAACUGACUCAGGGCAAAUAACACAUAGGAACAGACCUCUGGACAAUGGAUGAGACAGAACACUGUGAUUGUAUCUUUUAUCUUAUAUUUGAAUUAACUGUCUGUUGUGGAUUUUUUCCUGUACAGGUGAUGGGGUCUGUGUUUUCAAAUUCACAGUCACCAGGGAAACAGACUAUUGUCAGGUGGGCACCCAGUCUUUCCUCAUAACCGUUGGCUGCCUGAGCGUUCUCCUGCCGUUCAGAACACACAGUAGAAGGGAAGAUAACCGUUCAGACAGCUGAGAAGGGAAGAUAACCCAGCAGCCAGACUGUCUGAGCAGUCUGUGUUUGACCAGAGAACAGAGGACCCCUCUGCCCUGCAGUACUUCCAGGUAGCUUUACUGUACCAAUCAACCAGGCCCUCAGAGAGACAUACUGGUUGUGUACUAGGUUGUGACUGAACUCGUUCCUCCUUUACAACGUAGUUUUACGGCUGUCUAUCACAACAACAGAAUAUGUUGCAGGAUUAUUUGAGGACAGCCACAUGUCAAAAGGCCAUUCUGCUAAACGAGACUGACUUCAAGGACAAGGUAAGAGUAACCAGAACAACAGAACCUGAUCGUCUGUUACUGCAUGUAGAUGUAAUGUCUGGCUCCUUCCUGUAUCCAGGUAGUACUUGAUGUUGGCAGUGGAUCAGGGAUCCUGUCUUUCUUCGCCAUCCAUGCUGGAGCAAAGAGGGUGUAUGCUGUGGAGGUCAGCCCUAAAGGUGUCUGUUUUACUGCCUGCUCUGGCAGCAUCUGAUUUUGUUCCUAUCAACCUUCCAGGAAAUGUUAAAGGAAAUUAUAAAUUAGCAUCCUUUUGCACUUUAACAUGCACUAUUGGGCAUUUUCAAUCUAUAGCACCAGAAUUGUUAAUAAUUGCUCAAAGGUGUAUUGUAUGAUGAAUAGGUGGUAACUUCAAUAACGUAAUUGGUCUGUUGAGAUAAUUGAACGCUCUUUGCUGUUUUGAAAUCUGAUUUAUGUUUUUGCUGUUUUAGCAGCUUUAACCACUUACGCCUAGAAAGAGAAGGAAAAUCUUACGGCUUUGAUCAGUGAAUAAAGUCAUUUGUAUUGCUUGGCCCAAUAAGUCCCGGGUAAAGAUGAUGAAUCACUUAUCACAGUCUUAUCACCUGUGUCAUCAACGCAUCUUGCUCAAACCUCAUGGUGUCUACAUGGAGCCAAGAACAAACCCUUGAUAAAAAUCGCACAGCCCUGGAAAUGCUAUCUCAGAGAGUCACACCUCCAGAACAGAACAGCCCCUAUAAACGGACCUCCUGCUUCGCGCACAGAGCAUGAAAUUCUGAGGGUGUAAUGACUUCAGGCUGCUCUUGGCCCAGAAACCAGCUUGGUGGUGAAGGAAACAUAUUUUCAUGGAUGGAUGGCCUCUAGAUUAGCAGUCAGGCAUAGUUCACUCUGUUCUAUUUCUACUGCUUUACUUGUGUUCAUUUCUAGACUGCAACCAAAUGUGUCCCUUCCACAGGAGGUUGGUGGCACCUUAAUUGGGGAGAACAGGCUCGCGGUAAUGACUGGAGCGGAAUCAGUGGAAUGGUAACAAUACAUCAAACACAUGGUUUCCAGGUGUUUGAUGCCAUUCCAUUUGCGCUGUUCUGGACAUUAUCAUGAGCCGUUCUCCCCUCAGCAGCCUCCUGUGGUCCCUUCAUAUUUAUUUUCUUCCACAUUGCAGCUUAUCGGCCAAUAGCAGAACCCUAUACUCAGUUGACAAACGCUACACAAAAUAAUUGCGGACCUCCAUAAUGUAUUCCUGUUGGGGUGGUUGCAUGGUCUCUCUGAGCAGGCUGAAUCCCUAUCAUACUGUAGGCCUAAGCUGUGGUCUAUAUAAAUAGUGUGAGCCUGGGACCACCCCUGUGGAUGCUUGGCCAGCGUCAGUAUGCAUGUGCAUGGGACACAGCCUCACAGGAACACUUAACAUGCCAAGGUCUGGAAAAACAGGAAGGAUGCUCUGCCACGCUCUGGGAUGAUGAACUACACCGAGAGCACUAACAAAUGAUUUAGGAUUGUGGUCCUCUGUAGCUCAGCUGGUAGAGCACGGCACUUGUAACGCCAAGGUAGUGGGUUCGAUCCCCGGGACCACCCAUACACAAAAAAAUGUAUGCACGCAUGACUGUAAGUCGCUUUGGAUAAAAGCGUCUGCUAAAUGGCAUAUUAUUAUUAUUAUACCAGGAGCGCAACUUUGGUUUUAGAAGUGGGGGGGACAUCAUUAUUAUUAUUUAUAUUUUUUUGUCAGAUAAACACUCCAAACAGCCUACCUGACCGCUCGGAAAGUUGCGCCCCUAAUUUAUACACUAGAUGACUGAAAGCGGUCUCUGUUUUGGCACUCUCCCACCAUUGUAAGAAAUAUUUUGGAAUAUAGAAAUGCAUUUAUUAAUGUCUACAUUUGUUUUUGCCACAUUUAUUAUAUUACACAUACCUUAAUGCAUACUUUUAAAUGAUAUAUUACUUAAAUACAUGUCAUUCUGUCCUUUGUCCUCAUUCCUAUGGAGGGCUGCUCCUUCUGAGGAGUGCCAAUAUGGCCGCAAGGUGGCUUCAAAGCCUCUCAUUGGCCAAUACAUAGCAUCAGCAAUACAGGGUUUAUAUUUACAUUUACAUUUAUGUCGUUUAGCAGACGCUCUUAUCCAGAGCGACUUACAAAUUGGUGCAUUCACCUUAUAGCCAGUGGGAUAACCACUAUACAAUUUUUUUUAUUUUUUUAUUCUAAUUUUUAAAUUCUUAAUUUUUAGAGUAUAUUUAUAAUUUUCAUUUGUUUUAUAUAUAUUUUUAUUUAUUUAUAUAUUUUUUGUUGUUGUAUUUUUCAAUCAUUUAUUAUUUAUCUUGUCAUAUUUUUUUUUUUUUUGUGGGGGUGGUAUAGGGGGGGGGGGGGGGGGGGGGGGGGUAGAAGGAUUACUUUUAUACUAUUCCAGGUAUUCCUUAAAGAGGUAGGGUUUCAAGUGUCUCCGGAAGGUGGUCAGUGACUCCGCUGUCCUGGCGUCGUGAGGGAGCUUGUUCCACCAUUGGGGUGCAUUUAUAUAUAUAUACAGUGGGGGGAAAAAGUAUUUAGUCAGCCACCAUUUGUGCAAGUUCUCCCACUUAAAAAGAUGAGAGAGGCCUGUAAUUUUCAUCAUAGGUACACGUCAACUAUGACAGACAAAUUGAGGGGAAAAAAUCCAGAAAAUCACAUUGUAGGAUUUUUUAUGAAUUUAUUUGCAAAUUAUGGUGGAAAAUAAGUAUUUGGUCACCUGCAAACAAGCAAGAUUUCUGGCUCUCACAGACCUGUAACUUAUUCUUUAAGAGGCUCCUCUGUCCUCCACUCGUUACCUGUAUUAAUGGCACCUGUUUGAACUUGUUAUCAGUAUAAAAGACACCUGUCCACAACCUCAAACAGUCACACUCCAAACUCCACUAUGGCCAAGACCAAAGAGCUGUCAAAGGACACCAGAAACAAAAUUAUAGACCUGCACCAGGCUGGGAAGACUGAAUCUGCAAUAGGUAAGCAGCUUGGUUUGAAGAAAUCAACUGUGGGAGCAAUUAUUAGGAAAUGGAAGACAUACAAGACCACUGAUAAUCUCCCUCGAUCUGGGGCUCCACGCAAGAUCUCACCCCGUGGGGUCAAAAUGAUCACAAGAACGGUGAGCAAAAAUCCCAGAACCACACGGGGGGACCUAGUGAAUGACCUGCAGAGAGCUGGGACCAAAGUAACAAAGCCUACCAUCAGUAACACACUACGCCGCCAGGGACUCAAAUCCUGCAGUGCCAGACGUGUCCCCCUGCUUAAGCCAGUACAUGUCCAGGCCCGUCUGAAGUUUGCUAGAGUGCAUUUGGAUGAUCCAGAAGAGGAUUGGGAUAAUGUCAUAUGGUCAGAUGAAACCAAAAUAUAACUUUUUGGUAAAAACUCAACUCGUCGUGUUUGGAGGACAAAGAAUGCUGAGUUGCAUCCAAAGAACACCAUACCUACUGUGAAGCAUGGGGGUGGAAACAUCAUGCUUUGGGGCUGUUUUUCUGCAAAGGGACCAGGACGACUGAUCCGUGUAAAGGAAAGAAUGAAUGGGGCCAUGUAUCGUGAGAUUUUGAGUGAAAACCUCCUUCCAUCAGCAAGGGCAUUGAAGAUGAAACGUGGCUGGGUCUUUCAGCAUGACAAUGAUCCCAAACACACCGCCCGGGCAAUGAAGGAGUGGCUUCGUAAGAAGCAUUUCAAGGUCCUGGAGUGGCCUAGCCAGUCUCCAGAUCUCAACCCCAUAGAAAAUCUUUGGAGGGAGUUGAAAGUCCGUGUUGCCCAGCGACAGCCCCAAAACAUCACUGCUCUAGAGGAGAUCUGCAUGGAGGAAUGGGCCAAAAUACCAGCAACAGUGUGUGAAAACCUUGUGGGAGAACUUGCACAAUUGGUGGCUGACAAAAUACUUUUUUCCCCACUGUAUCAUUGGAACCAACCAGUGUGGACAACGCCCUAUUGAAACACUCCCAGUCAGAGGAUAUUGCCUGGCCAGCUUUACCUGGUUUGUGUAUAAUACACCCUACGCUUGUGUCUCUUACUAAUCUAAAGACCCAGCAGACUAAGUCUGUCCCUCUCACUCAGUGUGUGUGGAGAAGCUGCCCACCAGCUCUCGCAUCAUUAAAGCAACUCACUGUUUACACAGCAGGCAAGUGUACUGUACCAGAGCACUUCGAGGGAGAGUUUGCAUGCAUGAGGGUUUACCAAAACACAAUUUGUCAACAGCGGAUUAUUUCUCUCUAAUUUUAGCCAGCAGAUGAAUGUCUUUAUCAAAGCCUCAGGAGUGCAGUGGAUCAUCAGUAACAAGGAAAUCCAUCUGAUGCAAACAACAGAAACCUUCGUUUAAUUUUUUGACAAUAUGUUUUCUGUUUCCCCUUCAGAUGCUGGUCAAGAGCAAUGGUCUGUCAGAUAGGAUCAUAGUCCUGGCUGUGAAGAUUGAGGAGCUGUUGUGCCCUGAGCAGGUGCCCAUUGGAUACAUGCUGCUGAACGAGAGGAUGCUGGAGAGCUACAGUGGCUUGCGAAAGUAUUCACCCCCCUUGGCAUUUUUCCUAUUUUGUUGUCUUACAACCUGGAAUAAAAAUGUAUUUUGGGGGGGGUUGUAUCAUUUGAUUUACACAACAUGCCUACUACUUUGAAGAUGCAAAAUAUUUUUUAUUGUGAAACAAACAAGAAAUAAGACAAAAAAACAGAAAACUUGAGCGUGCAUAACUAAAUUACAGGUUGUAAUGCAACAAAAUAGGAAAAACGCCAAGGGGGAUGAAUACUUUUGCAAGGCACUGUACCUUCACUCCAGGAAGUGGCUCAAACCAAGGGUCAGUUCAGUCAGAGAGGAAGCGGUAUACUCCACCCAAAACCUGUCCACGAAAAUAUGCCCACGAAGUGAGGGAUUUUUCUAUGGAGGUCAAUGAGAGUGUUGAAUUUGGUCAACCAAAAAUGUAAUUGCUAAUUUGCUACGUGGGGCUUAUACGAUCGAAUAGAAGAUGCGUAAUGCUUAGGUUUUUACGAAUGCCCUGAUAUAAGUGGACUCACGUGGCAUUGCAGCAACUUUGAAAAAAAGACUUUAUAUCGGAGUUGUGCCUGUUGUCAUAGAGAUAGAGGACUCAUCCUGGAUAUAACCCAUUUUAGAAUAGACAUUGCCAGUGAGGGCUUCCACCAUACAGAUAUAAAGAUGAGUCAUCCAUCUCUAUGGCCCGUUGUGCACAUGCGUAUCUGCCCUCUCAUUGGCUAGAAUAGUCCCACCUAAUUUCGCCUCCUCCCACCUGCCUUCCAUCUUUGAGAACAUGUAUUUCCAUUUUUAGAGUGGUCCCUCGACUAUCUUGUCAAUAGAAUAGACAAUAUUUGGUUCAGUUCCAACAUGGAAAGAGAGAUGCCAUUUUCCAUGCUGCCAUCAACCUGUGAAUAGUUUUGUCAACGUCUGUAUCAAGAGGGCAUUAUACGAACAUCUAUGGUUUUGUUUUGCUAAUGUAAUGUCUCUCUUCUUCUCUUUGCUUGUUCAGGUAUGUUACCAACCUAUAGUGGCAUGCACCUGGCUCCCUUCACAGACGAGCAGCUCUCCAUCGAGCAUCAUGGACACUCCAGCUUCUGGUGAGAGAAAAAAACACAUUUCAGAAAUAUAGCAUAUGAACACAUCAUAAACCAUGGCAAAAAAAAUAGAACCACAGGAAAUGAGCUCCAAAACGAUUUUUUUUUUUUUAUCUCAGCCUCAUGGCACAAUGUGUAGAAUAGCAGGAAAUUAGCUUUAAAGAUGCACAUUUCUCUAAGCCUCAUGGCAAAAUGUGUAGAAUAGCAUGAGAUUAGCUAUAAUAUUGCAAAUGUCUCUCUCUGCCCCAUGGCAAAAUGUGUAGAACUGUAGGGAGUUAGAUGUUUUCCCCGAAACUGCGAUAUGCCACUGCUACAGGUCCUACUGCUACUGGACUGUGAACCCAGCCUAGUGGGUUUCCUGUCAAUGUAAAAUCACAGGGAGUAUUUUCUCUCUGCAGGAUGACAGUGUGACUGUCCACUGCUCCUAGUGAACCUCUGACUCACUGGUACCAGGUCCACUGUCACUUCCAGACGCCUCUGUUUGGCAAGGGACAGACUCUGUCCGGAACUGUCCAGUUCAUAGCCAACACGAGGUAAGCCGGAGAAGAAGGACAGUGCCUGUACUAUAGAAAUGGAAUGGGGGAAAUUGAAACAAUAUUAUACAGAGAUUAUAAUGUUUGCUAUUCACUUCUACCAGGCAGAGCUACGACAUUCACAUCACAGCAGUCGUUGAUCAGUCAGGCUUCAAAUCUGGCAACAGUUUAGAGCUAAAGAAUCCUGCUGUUUGGGUCCAC